Messenger RNA from Drosophila subobscura, 2439 nucleotides. RefSeq lists its product as uncharacterized. Bases 66 to 2351 code for a protein of 761 amino acids. Lineage: Eukaryota; Metazoa; Arthropoda; Insecta; Diptera; Drosophilidae. The record is from RefSeq and is a predicted model, not a curated record. The transcript is spliced from 8 exons.
GAACUUCUCAUAUCAAAAUUUAUUUUUCUCCAAGUCGAACAAAAAUUCUAAAUUUCAAAAGAAACAUGAGCCCCACAAAUAAUAGUCCGAGCAAGAUAGUUCUGCUGGAAAGUAAGAGCAGGACCAAUGUUCGAUGCAUCGAGGGAGUGCAAAACUAUCUCGUUAAUGCACCGCUGCACUUGCGUCCUGAAUUCCGUGACGGCGCGCCUGUAUGCCAGUACCAUACCGUUAGGUUCGGUUUUACCGACAGCGAACAGUGGCCCCAUGCGCGCACCGUCUCCCCCGAUGUGACAUCGGAGACGGAGAAUUUCCGCCAGGCCCAUCUGCAUCGCCAGUCCCGCGGACGAGCGGGAAACCAAGAAGAUGAGUCGGCAACCAGCUUUGAAAUGAGAAAGUCCUCUCAGUGUCCUAUCCUUGCGGAGGCGCCUGUGGCCAGCGGCCGAACGGGAGGGGAACAUGUCGAGAUGGUGUAUACGAAAAGUUUGUACAGCUUCGCUGACUCCAAGAAUAUAGCACCUCCUACGUCUAUUCAGAUAAGAGACCAAUCCCUCAGCCAGCAGACUACGCUCCAUAAGGUCACGUGUGAUGACCACUACGGUAAAGUUACUAGACGCAUUGAGGAGCCGACCUCAGUCUGCUUUGCUCCACACGAUUUGCCACCGGCCAUCUCACGGCGCUUUAACUUCUCCAGACAGGGUCAGUCCGAAAAUCUGGCGGACGAAACGAUGCUCACACUCCACGAUGACUCUAUGCCGGCAUUGAGCACGCGUGUUGGUGAGCACUUCAUGUCCAGCGAGUAUCCGGAUGGGCAAGGGUCUUGUCGAAAUUGCGAUCGCAGCUUACGACGCGAUCAUUUAAAAGACGAAAGGGCGUCUUCGUUCCGUGCCGCCUGGGGUUCCACCCGCCAAUCGGGAGCUGCCAUUCUGCAUGAGCAGACAACGCCAUCACAUGCCAAUGCUACCGGCUUCUUGGUCAAGACACAGCAAGCGUGGCUCAGUGAUAACUUGGCAGACCAGAAUCUGAAAAGAAAACCUCAGGGACAGGCUCCUAGAAGCAACUUUUUGUUUGAUGAAGAAACAAUGACAUCGUUUGCUAAUAUUAUUCAAACCUCGGGCAGUUCGCAAAAGACUAUUCCGAGUUCAAACUUUGAAAGCGCCCACCGAAGAAGCCGAUCGCAAAGCCCAGCAAGCAGACGCAAUGAGUUUCAAGAGAACCCCAGUUCCCCGACACGCAAACGGAGCUUGUCCCAUGGCUCGAUUUCAAGGAGGCAGCAGAUAUUGGAGCAUUGUCAGAAUAUAAACGAUACAGGAGAGGUUUUUCCUUCUUCGAGAUGCACAAAUGGCAACGCCCGCCCGUCCGCACCGUUUCGAGGUGAAGCUGGGUCGACAAGAAGAAGAGAUUUACAGCAGCCGACUAAAAGCAAUGCAUCGGUUAACACAGUCCCUAGAACAGGCCAUGGACAUAACCAUCAUCAGAAUCAAUCAAUUCCUUCACAAAACAUAUGCGAUGAGUCCUGUUCUAAUUUCACCUGUUCCGGCGGUGAACAUUCAAGUAUGCAGAGACAAUUCAAGGCUGCAGCAGCUCAGAGGCAAUCACUACCAUCACAAAACAUAAGCGAUGAAUCAGAACCGACAAUUCAGAGACCCGGUCAUGGAACUCCAUCCAGCCAAAAGCGAUUCUUAACAUCGCAAAAUAUUGACUAUGAAUCGGAUCCGACAUUCCAGAGUACCGGUCGCGGAACGGCAUUCAAUAAAAGUCAACAUAUGGCUUCACAAAACAUAACCGAUGAAUCGAAACCGACAUUCGAAAGUACCGGUCGUGGAACUUCAUAUAGUCAGAGACAAUCCAUACCUAAUCAGAGGCCAUCGAUGACAACAGACAAUAAAUGCCAUGAAUCGUGCCCUACUUUCGAGGGUUGCGGCCAUGAUGCUGGCACUACUCAAAGGCACUACUCCAAACCUUCUCAAAACAUAAGCAAUGACCAUGCACCAAAUUUCCAGGAUACCAGUCGAGGAACCGCAUACACUCAAAGGCAAUCCAUACCUUCUCAAUAUAUAAACGAUGAAUCGGAACCGAAAUUCGAUAGUACACCUCGUGGAACUGUAUACAAUCAAAGGCAAUCCAUGCCUUCUCAAAAUACGAACGAUGAAUCUGAACCGACAUUCGACAGUACUGGUCGUGGAACUGCAUACACUCAAAGGCAAUCCAUACCUUCUCAAUAUAUAAACGAUGAAUCUGAACCGACAUUCGACAGUACCGGUCGUGAAACCGCAUACAUACUGAGGCAAUCCAUGCCUUCUCAAAAUAUAAAUGAUGAAUCGGAACCGACAUUCGAGAAGUACUGGUCGUGAAACCGCAUACAGUCAAAGACAAUCCAUGCCUUCUCAAAAUACGAACGAUGAAUCUGAACCGACAUUCGACAGUACUGGUCGUGGAACU